This is a messenger RNA of Daldinia loculata, 814 nucleotides long. RefSeq names its product ubiquinol-cytochrome C reductase. The transcript is spliced from 5 exons. The record is from RefSeq and is a predicted model, not a curated record. Bases 134 to 319 code for a protein of 61 amino acids. Lineage: Eukaryota; Fungi; Ascomycota; Sordariomycetes; Xylariales; Hypoxylaceae. Gene Ontology annotation, biological process: mitochondrial electron transport, ubiquinol to cytochrome c.
AGUUGGAACUUACCUUAGGUACGCAUUUGACUUCACGACGUCUGUCAUUCAGCAACGCCAAUAGCCUUCCUCACUCUGCCCGAAAGUCGCACGCCUAUAUCCUUGAUAUAUACCUCUUUAGACGGUAUCAGCCAUGUCCGCCGUACGCACUUUCUACAACGCCUUUUUCCGAACAAACUGGCAGAUGCUGGGUUUUGUCUUUACCUCGGCUUUCGCUUUUGAGAUGUUAUAUGAUACUACCAUGAACAAGGUCUGGGAUAACUUGAACCGAGGGCGACAAUGGAAGGAUAUCCGAUCCCGAUACGUCCGGGAGGAAUAAGCGACCACCACCAACUCCUGAGAUUAGAGAACGCUUGAGAUGGGACAUGGAAACUUCCGGGGACGAGCGAGUGUCUCAAAAACCGUACAGUUGUACCUUAUAGACCGGAACAAUCCCUUAUAGAACAGUUCGCACAAACGCUAUAUCUCUGCCUACUUCUCCCCGUAAUGAAUGAAUACACGAUGCUCGGAUGAAUGCUUGCCUAGACGUAUAUCGGAGUAUUGCAAUUAAGGCGCCCGAGACAAAUAGCCAAUCUCAUUAAACCAACUCAAUUUACUAAGGUGUAAAUGUUGGCCAACUUCUUAAAUGCUCUCCUGUCCGACUAUAACAUCUCAGGUACAUGUAAUCAAUUAUUGCAAAUAAAGAAAAGAAAAAAGGCAUGUAUUCCUACACUAUCCUCAAAUUGUGGAACUUGAUAGGAUUAUCAUAUUUGUUACAAGUACGGGGCAAACGGGAUUUGUUAGACGAGGUGUGACACUUUCAUUUGGUUAUGAU